Prorocentrum cordatum is the source of this 675-nucleotide messenger RNA. The record is from the annotation of a GenBank genome assembly. Lineage: Eukaryota; Dinophyceae; Prorocentrales; Prorocentraceae.
AUGCUGGCAGAGGUGGGCUUCGCCGCCGACGUGGUGGAGCGCGCGCAGAUCUACGCCGUGGCCUCGCACAACCGGUCUCUGCUGAGGCUACACAUCGCUGGCAGCAGCGGCGCGAUGCAGCUGAGCAGCGAGGUGGUGCUGCCAGGCGGCCGGGGCGCCGACGGCCCCCUCGGCGCGGCGUCGGCGCUGGACCCGUCGCUGUGCGCCUGGGCGCGCGGCAGCGUGCUGCUGGCGGACGGCUGCGCGCUGCGGCAGGUGGACGUGCAGGGUGGCCGAGUGCGGACGCUCGUCGGGAUGCCGGACCAGUGCGCAGCUGUUCAGCCGAGCGGUGGCUUCCAGCCCCGUCAGGGUGGUAGCGGUAACGAGCCAGAGGAGAGGCUGGAGCCCGUCGCGUGGGCUUCGGUGUUGUCAAGGCCGCUGGCCCUGGCAGGCCCCGCGGAGGCCACCGCCGGCGGCGCUCCCGCGCUGCUUCUCACCGGCGCCGAGGUGGUGCAGGUUGACAUUCGGCCAAGCCCUUGCGAAGGCCUGGCGUCUGGGGCGUGCGAGGAGGCCCACGGCUGCGGCUGGGCCGCGGGCCCCGGAGCCGCGGGCGCUUGCCUGGACUGCGGCGGCCUGGAGAGGACGCCAAUUCUGAACUUGCGCCGACUGGCCAAGCCCACUGUCCAGUGCCUAUGA